AUUUUAAAAAUUGCUUUUGUUCAAUUUGUCAUUCAUGAAUUAAAUUAUAGAAAUUUUUUUUAUCAACUCACGAGAAAAUACGCAGAAAAAUUCUCUAGCAGUAGCAUAAAUCUUCUAGUGCUGUCUAAGUGCUCUGAAUAUUUUAUGUAGCUGUUCCUAGUGAUAUUUAUCUAAAAUGGAAGACAUUGGUCGAAUGUUAUCGAACUACACGGACCCAGUAACUACAAAAAAAGAUGUCAGCGACUGUUUGAAACAGUACAAAGCCCUUGGUUAUCAUUUGGAAUCAUACGUGUUCAACGAUGGAACAGUCAAACAAUUGCUCAAUCUGCAGGGAACCAUUCCGGUUCGAUAUAAGGGUAAUACCUAUCAUAUUCCCAUUUGCAUCUGGCUUUUGGACACUCAUCCCAGAUAUGCUCCAAUUUGCUACGUGAAACCUACUUCGGAUAUGCACAUCAAGGUUUCUAUGUAUGUUGAUCAUAAUGGAAAAAUUUAUUUGCCAUAUCUGCACGAUUGGAAUCCAGUGCAAUCGGAUUUACUAGGACUCAUCCAGGUGAUGAUUGUCACCUUUGGAGAAUUCCCACCGGUGUACUCGGUGCCGAAACAAGCAAAGGCAAAAACAACACCCUAUCCAACUCAGUCUUUCAUGCCACAACCACCAACAACAAACACUCAAAGUCAGUAUAGCCCAUAUCCAGCACAGCAACCGUAUCCUCCGUAUCCAGCAACAGGCGGAGCUUACAGCGGCUAUAAUCAACCGGGUGCCAUCGGGAAUUUUCCUCCCUACAUACCUCCUGGAAUGCCAACUGCUGCCGGCUACAACACCGGAUAUAAUCCAUCCGGGCAAGGUACAGGAACUAUCACCGAGGAGCACAUUAAGGCCUCAUUGGUUAGUGCAGUCGAGGAUAAACUAAAGCGCCGUAUUCAGGAGAAGGUCCACCAGUGUCAGGCGGAGAUUCAAACAUUGAAACGCACUCAACAGGAGUUGAACGAGGGGCAGUCGAAAAUCAACGAUAUUAUCUCUCGUCUAGAGCGUGACGAACAGGAACUCACCAAGAGCAUAGCAGUGUUGAAGGAUAAAGACCAAGAACUGGAAAGAGCACUCGAAAGCCUGGAAAAAGUGGACGGUAUCGAUGUUGAUGAAGCAGUAACUACAACGGCUCCACUUUACAAACAACUGCUUAACGCGUACGCAGAAGAAGCGGCUAUUGAAGAUGCGGUUUAUUUCAUGGGCGAAGCGCUGCGCAGCGGAGUGAUCGAUCUUGAAGUGUUUCUCAAAAAUGUGCGACAACUUUCGCGGAAACAGUUCAUGCUGCGCGCAUUAAUGCAAAAGUGCCGACAGAAGGCUGGCCUUUCCGCCCAGUAACCUCUGAUCUGCCUUCAUUAUUAAACGUGAAAGUCGUUAUUUUAGCUAGACGAUGGGGUUGUAUAUAAGUUGAACAAUACGGAAGUAAGAGGGAAGAGUUUUCGAGAAAAGGCAAACUGUGCUAAUAUUCCUUUCAAUCCUACAUCCUCUCACAUAGUGUCACCAACCUGCGUCUUGGAUGUAAUGAUCCCACAUGAGAAUUAUAACAUAUGAACAAUGCUAUUUUUAUUAUUACAAACUAUGCACGUUUAUGUCAUGUAAAAUCUGCAGAGCAAUUGGUUAAAUAUAUAAGAAUGAAACCACCUUCA
This is a messenger RNA of Malaya genurostris, 1671 nucleotides long. It is a transcript of the gene TSG101, whose product is annotated as tumor susceptibility gene 101 protein. The transcript has 6 exons. Gene Ontology annotation, biological process: endosome to lysosome transport; protein modification process; protein transport. Lineage: Eukaryota; Metazoa; Arthropoda; Insecta; Diptera; Culicidae. Gene Ontology annotation, molecular function: ubiquitin binding. Gene Ontology annotation, cellular component: ESCRT I complex. The coding region runs from base 176 to 1363 and encodes 395 amino acids. The record is from RefSeq and is a predicted model, not a curated record.